GUCCAACAUAGGCGUUGAGAUGAUGAAGCACCUGAAGGACAUUGCUGUCUCCCAGUGCAACACUAAAAUGUGAGAAAGAAAAGGCCCCAUCAGGCCUGGGAGGAAUCUGUGUUAGAAACAACAGAACAACAAGAUGAAAGGAACCUCGGGCCCCAACCCUGUACUACGUGUUAGCCCAGGCCUCUUCACUCGGAAACUAUCCCCUGAGGAGGAAAUCAUUUCUGCAGAGAGUGAAAACGUGAGAAAGAAAUGUGAGAUCGGAACGGAGAUUUCUAUACCUAGCGGUUACACUUUACGAGGAAGGUGGGUAACAGCGCAAUGCACCCAGCACCUGUUCAACUCAAGUCAGAUAAAUGACUGUUUGAAAGGAAAGCUCAUUUACCUCCUGGGAGACUCCACGGUGCGCCAGUGGAUUGAGUACCUUCCCAAGGUUGCAAAAACACUGAAGCCUUUUGACCUUCAUGGGACUGGACGGUUUAAGAAACAUUUGCUUUUGGAUGCUGAAAGGCACACACUAGUUGAAUGGAAGAAACACAGCCAUCCUUUCAUCACUAUCAAUCUCUACUCUGUGAUAGAUGAUGGCUAUAUCCCUCAGGAAAUUGACCGCUUACAGGGCGACAACGAUACUGUCAUAGUCAUUACCUGGGGCCAGCACUUCAGACCCUUCCCCAUGGAACUUUUCAUUCAUAGAGCCAUCAGUAUCCAAAAGGCUAUUGAACGGCUCUUCCUCAGAAGCCCUGAUACUAAAGUCAUCAUUAAGACAGAAAAUGUUAGGGAAAUGAACCUAGAUACAGAGAACUUCGGAGACUUCCAUGGAUAUAUUCAGUAUCUAACUACAAAGGAGAUUUUCAAAGACCUUCAUGUAGGUAUUAUUGAUGCCUGGGACAUGACCAUUGCAUUUGGUUCUAAUAUUAUCCAUCCACCUAAUGAAGUGAUUGGAAAUCAGAUUGACAUGUUUUUAAACUACAUUUGCUAAAGAUACAUCACUAGGAGCCAAUGUCUCCAGCCAGACUCUGUGUUUCAUCAGGGAAGUUUUUAUUCAAUUUAGAAUUUUAAAAAAAAUCAAAUUUAAAAGAAUCUGUUUGGAAUAGAGAUGCAGCUAAGCUGAGAGGGUAUUUGUUCAGCAUGCAUGAAGCCUACAGUUCAACCUUCAGCAUCACAUAAGCAGGGCAGAGUGGCACAUGCUUGUAAUUCCAAGACUCAGGAAGAUCAGGGGUGAAGGUAAUCUUUGUUAUACAGUUAGGCCAAGAAGAGCCUGGGCUAUAUGAGAACAUUCCUUGAUUAAAAAUAAUAGUCACAAUUGUGACAGGAAACAUACUUAAAAACUGUGACUCCAGAGAGGGACUACAAAGCCAAGAACACUAGGCGGGAAGGACAACCAUAGAAUAUACUGUCUAUCUCUGUAUUGAUAAGCAGCUUUAUUCGUUAGUCAAACUUGAAUCAUGAUUUCUGUUCCUCUUGGAUAAGCCAAAUGACAGGAAGUGUCAAAGAGAGCAGCGUGUCAUUGUCAUUAUUCUCUAAGGGGUUUUUUUUAUUAUUAUUUAAAAAAAACCUUUUUUCUGCAAAAGAACAGAAAGUAAGUUUUCUAGGUUUGGAGGACUAUAUCUUACCUCUGUCACCACUAUUCCAUUCUGCCACCAAGGUACAAGACAAGACAAAAAUGUAAGCAAAUAAAAAUGUUUUUGUUUUAAAAAAAAACAGUAAUAAACACUGAAAAUUGAAUCUUA
Messenger RNA from Apodemus sylvaticus (European woodmouse), 1727 nucleotides. Its product is annotated as NXPE family member 1-like. The transcript is spliced from 4 exons. The record is from RefSeq and is a predicted model, not a curated record. Lineage: Eukaryota; Metazoa; Chordata; Mammalia; Rodentia; Muridae. The coding region runs from base 134 to 976 and encodes 280 amino acids.